AUGCUGCGAGCGAAACCGCCCACGUACAUGGUGCCACAUAGAGUCACGGUGCUGGACUCGAUGCCGCUCAACGACGGCGGCAAGAUUGACCGUGGUGCACUCAGUAGCCGGCCUGUGGCCAAAGGAACACGCCAGGUGCGCAAGAGGGAGGUCUCCUCAGACGUGGAGCGCAAACUGCAGCAGAUUUGGGGCCAGGUCCUGAAUAUCGAUGCCGCCACCAUCUCGGCCGACGACAGCUUCUUCCGGCUCGGUGGCGACUCUGUCACGGCAGUGCAGGUAUCGGCCACGGCUCGAGCACACAAUCUGAACAUUGCCACGGCUGAUGUUGUACAAGAUGCGGUGCUACACGAGCUCGCAGCCGCUGUGGCCAUGACAGACCCCAUGGUGACGCAGACACGGACACGCGACCUGAAAGUCGCCGGCGUCCACAUGGAACCAGACGAUGGUGAAGCAUUCCCACUGAGUCCCGUUCAGAACCUCAACAUGUACCUGGAGCCAGGUCCGACCGGAUGCUUCGGUCAGAGCUUCAUGCCGAAACUGCGGGACCGCGUCGCCUUUCCCGCCCUGGCCAGGGCAUUGGAAGACGUCGUUUCGGCUCACCCAAUGCUUCGCGCUCGUUUCAGCCGUGGCGAUGGCGGGCAGUGGCAGCAACGCGUGAGCGACGAUGUUUUUGGCUCAUUUCACCUUUGCAAGGAGGCGGGCAUGGCAGGCGGCAAGGACAAGCAAGGCGAGGCGAGCAGUAUUCGCCGAUGCCGUGAACGCUUUAACUUGGAAACUGGACCAAUGCUGGCUUGUGUCAUGUUUGACGGGGACGAGUUUCAAAGCGUCUUGAUCGCAGCGCACCAUCUAGUCGUAGAUCUUGAGAACUUGGCCAGCAUCACACCCGAAGAGGAGCAUGUUGACGGGCUCUCCGUGCCAUACAGGGGAGUGAAUCCCGAAGCGAGCACGCGAGGGGCAGAAAAAUCCACCACGUUUCCUCUCAGCGAGUCCCAUACCGACACGCUCCUUGGUGCGUGCAACGACGUGCUCGACACUCGCCCCAUCGAGGUGUUGAUUGCCGCUCUCGUGCACUCCCUUGCCGCCGUCUUCUCGUCUUCUCUGAUCGUGCACCUCCUGCCGUCUUCAACGAGGGUCACGGCCGCGAGCCAUGGAACCAUCAACUCGACCCCUCUCGUACCGUGGGAUGGAUGGUUCACGACCAUUUGGCCGGCUGCCAAAGUCCACGCCGUGGCUACGAACCUACCAGAUACGAUACGGCUCGCCAAGGACCAUAUGAGAAGCCAGCCCAAGAACGGCUGGUCAUACUUCGGCUCUCGGUUUACCGACGCGCCCAAGGUCCCGGUCAAUGCGGCCAUGUUCCCGGUAAUAAGACUCUGGACUCCUGUUAUUCCAGGAAUCUAUACGGUAUUGCAAGCAAUUUCCUUGUUUGCCUUGGAGUAG
This is a messenger RNA of Metarhizium album ARSEF 1941, 1440 nucleotides long. Its product is annotated as non-ribosomal peptide synthetase. The coding region runs from base 1 to 1440 and encodes 479 amino acids. The transcript has 2 exons. Gene Ontology annotation, molecular function: catalytic activity. The record is from RefSeq and is a predicted model, not a curated record. NCBI's taxonomy places the organism in Eukaryota, Fungi, Ascomycota, Sordariomycetes, Hypocreales, Clavicipitaceae.